Messenger RNA from Oncorhynchus tshawytscha (Chinook salmon), 2907 nucleotides. Its product is annotated as death-associated protein kinase 3-like. Lineage: Eukaryota; Metazoa; Chordata; Actinopteri; Salmoniformes; Salmonidae. Gene Ontology annotation, biological process: intracellular signal transduction; positive regulation of apoptotic process; protein phosphorylation. Gene Ontology annotation, molecular function: protein serine/threonine kinase activity; ATP binding. The transcript has 4 exons. The record is from RefSeq and is a predicted model, not a curated record. Gene Ontology annotation, cellular component: cytoplasm; nucleus. The annotation marks the transcript as partial.
AUAUGUAUUAGGAGUCAUCACCUACAUCCUGCUGAGUGGAGCGUCUCCCUUCCUGGGAGAGACUAAACAGGACACGCUGGCCAACAUCUCCGCCAUGAACUACGAGUUUGACGAGGAGUUCUUCUGUAGAACCAGUGAACUGGCCAAAAGCUUCAUACGGCAGCUACUGGAGAGAGACAAGAUGAAGAGGUUAACUAUUCAAGAUGCCCUCAACCAUCCCUGGAUCAAGUCUAAUGAGUACAAGGAGGAGACUCCCAUCACCAAGACCCCGGACCAGACCAAGACCCCGGACCAGACCAAGACCCCGGACCAGACCAAGACCCCUAAGAAGCGCGAGCGCCGUCAGCUAAAGACCAAACGUCUCAAGGAGUACACCAUGAAGUCCCAUUCCUCCAUGCCCCCCAACAACACCUACGUCAACUUCGAACGCUUCGUCCAGGUAGUGGAGGACAUCAGCCGGAUGGAGGGCUCCUUCACUGGGCUAGCCUCGGCCCACGACUCCCUGCAGGAGGACAUCGACGCCUUGGUCUCCGUCUACAACCACAAGGAGUCCUGGUACAAGGAGGAGAGCGAGGGGGUCCGUCACCAGCUGUCUCAGAUCCGCUACGAGUUCCGUAAAGUGGAGGCGAUGAAGAGGAGCCUGCAGGAUGAGAUGAAGGUGGUGGACGUCAGCGUCAGUGACGUUAGCGCCCGCUACCAGGAGAGGAAGAGACACUUUGACGCCCUGAGACAGGAGCUGAGCGACGAGCUGAAGUGGGUGCAGGAGGUGGUGGGGUCGUUAGGGGUCACGGGCGGGGUCGCGGACGGGGUCGGAGGAGGAGGGGGCUACCUCAGCUGUAACUUCUCCACUGUGUUUAAUAAUGACGUGAAUGAAGCACUGAAGGAAAUGCUGAACAGAAGCUGUGGAGGAGAUCUGCUGUCUGGGAUCAGCCUGAACCUCACUGAGUCUGGACUGAAGAGAUAGCAUAGCAUAGUAUAGUACAGUAGAGUAUCAACCUGGACCUGACUGUGUCGGUAUAAUAUAGUAUAGUAUAGUACAGUAUAGUAGUAUAGUAUAGUAUAGUAGAGUAUCUUAUAGUAGUAGAGUAUCGUAGAGUAUAGUAUAGUAGUAUAGUAGAGUAUCAACCUGAGACUGGACAGUAUAUUAUAGUACAGUAUAGUACAAUAUGGUAUAGUAUAGUACAGUAUGGUAUAGUACAGUAUAGUAUAGUAGUAGAGUAUAGUAUAGUAGUAGAGUAUAGUAUAGUAGUACAGUAGAGUAUCCACAUGGACCUGACUGUGUCUGGACAGUAGAGUAGAGUAUAGUAUAGUAGUAGAGUAUAGUAUAGUAGUACAGUAGAGUAUCCACAUGGACCUGACUGUGUCUGGACAGUACAGUAGAGUACAGUAUAGUACAAUAGAGUAUCAACCUGGACCUGACUCAGUCUGGAUGGGAUAGUAUAGUACAGUAUAGUAUAGUACAGUAUGGUAUAGUACAGUAUAGUAUAGUAGUAGAGUAUAGUAUAGUAGUACAGUAGAGUAUCCACAUGGACCUGACUGUGUCUGGACAGUACAGUAGAGUACAGUAUAGUACAAUAGAGUAUCAACCUGGACCUGACUCAGUCUGGAUAGGAUAGUAUCGUACAGUAUAGUAUAGUACAGUAUGUUAUAGUACAGUAUAGUAUAGUAUAGUAGAGUAUAGUAUAGUAUAGUAUAGUAGUACAGUAUAGUACAAUAGAGUAUCGACCUGGACCUGACUGUGUCUGGAUAGGAUAGUAUAGUAUAGUAUAGUACAGUAUGGUAUAGUAUAGUAUAGUAUAGUAUAGUAUAGUAUAGUAUAGUAUAGUAUAGUAUAGUAGUACAGUAGAGUAUCAACCUGGACCUGACUCAGUCUGGAUAGGAUAGUAUAGUAUAGUAUAGUACAGUAUGGUAUAGUAUAGUAUAGUAUAGUAGUACAGUAGAGUAUCAACCUGGACCUGACUCAGUCUGGAUAGGAUAGUAUAGUAUAGUAUAGUACAGUAUGGUAUAGUAUAGUAUAGUAUAGUAGUACAGUAGAGUAUCAACCUGGACCUGACUCAGUCUGGAUAGGAUAGUAUAGUACAGUAUAGUAUAGUACAGUAUGUUAUAGUACAGUAUAUUAUAGUAGUAGAGUAUAGUAUAGUAGUACAGUAGAGUAUCAACCUGGACCUGACUCAGUCUGGAUAGGAUAGUAUUGUACAGUAUAGUAUAGUACAGUAUGUUAUAGUACAGUAUAGUAUAGUAUAACAUGGUAUAGUGUAGCAUAGCAUGGAAUGGUAUAGCAUAGUAUAGCAUGGUAUAGUAUAGCAUGGUAUAGUAUAGCAUGGUAUAGUAAUAGUAUAGUACAAUAGAGUAUCAACCUGGACCUGACUGAGUCUGGACAGUAGAGAUAACAGCAGUUACAGUAGAGUAUCAACCUGGACCUGACUGAGUCUGGACAGUAGAGUAGAGUCCUAACCUGGACCUGACUGAGUCUGGACAGUAGAGUACCAACCUGGACCUGACUGAGUCUGGACAGUAGAGUAGAGUACCAACCUGGACCUGACUGAGUCUGGACAGUAGAGAUAACAGCAGAUACAGUAGAGUAUCAACCUGGACCUGACUGAGUCUGGACAGUAGAGAUAACAGCAGAUACAGUAGAGUAUCAACCUGGACCUGACUGAGUCUGGACAGUAGAGUAGAGUACCAACCUGGACCUGACUGAGUCUGGACAGUAGAGUACCAACCUGGACCUGACUGAGUCUGGACAGUAGAGAUAACAGCAGAUACAGUAGAGUACCAACCUGGACCUGACUGAGUCUGGACAGUAGAGUAGAGUACCAACCUGGACCUGACUGAGUCUGGACAGUAGAGAUAACAGCAGAUACAGUAGAGUAUCAACCUGGACCUGACUGAGUCUGGACAGUAGAG